UCUGGUGUCUCCAGUUUGGAAAAGCACAUGCAAAACUGAUCGGAAGCCAUCCCACUUAUCAGCAGAUCUCCUACGAGUGUUUGGUAAAGGCUCUGCCUGUCUGCACAGGUCGCCUCUCUCGGGACUCCGGGCCUGAACGGCGGAGCCAGCCCGGGCCCCUGCAGCCCAAAGGUUACGGCCGCGGGAGCCCUGGAGGCGGCGGCGGCCCAGGAAGGAGCUGCAGCGCCGGGCUUUUCUUGCUCUUGCAAAACCCAUAAACAUUUCUUAAACAAAUCCACAGCCAGAAAUUUAUGCUGCAUUUUUAUUCGGGAAAGGACCAGGAGGAGAAGAGUGUCAUCUCCUAGGAACCCAGCACUGGAGAAACGUGAGUCUGAAGGAAAAUUCUUCCAAGGAUGGUCUCCCACUCAGAGUUGAGGAAACUUUUCUGUUCGGCAGAUGCAGUCUGUUUUGAUGUUGACAGUACAGUUAUCAGAGAAGAAGGAAUCGAUGAACUGGCCAAAAUCUGUGGAGUUGAGGAUGCUGUGUCAGAAAUGACACGGCGAGCCAUGGGUGGGGCAGUGCCUUUCAAAGCUGCUCUCACAGAGCGCUUAGCGCUGAUCCAGCCCUCCAGGGAACAGGUGCAAAGGCUCAUAGCAGAGCACCCCCCACACCUGACCCCCGGCAUAAGGGAGCUGGUAAGUCGCUUACAAGAGCGAAAUGUUCAGGUUUUCCUAAUAUCUGGUGGCUUUAGGAGUAUUGUAGAGCAUGUUGCUUCAAAGCUCAAUAUCCCAGCAACCAAUGUGUUUGCCAAUAGGCUGAAAUUCUACUUUAAUGGUGAAUAUGCAGGUUUUGAUGAGACACAACCAACAGCUGAAUCUGGUGGAAAAGGAAAAGUUAUUAAAUUUUUAAAGGAAAAAUUUCAUUUUAAGAAAAUAGUCAUGAUAGGAGAUGGAGCCACAGACAUGGAAGCCUGCCCUCCUGCUGAUGUUUUCAUUGGAUUUGGAGGAAAUGUGAUCAGACAACAAGUAAAGGACAAUGCCAAAUGGUAUAUCACUGAUUUUGUAGAGCUUUUGGGAGAACUGGAAGAAUAAUAUCAAUUUUUAUACAGCUCAUAACAACUUCGGAUUCAUUUUUAAAAGUUAUCCAGAUUGAUACGGUUUGCUUACAAUUGCCUAUUACAACUUGAUAUAUAAAGUUGGUACUGAUUAUCUGUACUUUUAAGUAAACUACAGUUAGGAAUCCUAGAAGAUUUUUUUUUUUUAACUGUCGUUCCAAUAUUAUUAUGACCAUUGAUUUCCUGGAGAGUUUUAUA
Messenger RNA from Propithecus coquereli (Coquerel's sifaka), 1291 nucleotides. RefSeq names its product phosphoserine phosphatase (gene PSPH). Bases 393 to 1070 code for a protein of 225 amino acids. NCBI's taxonomy places the organism in Eukaryota, Metazoa, Chordata, Mammalia, Primates, Indriidae. The transcript has 7 exons. Gene Ontology annotation, biological process: L-serine biosynthetic process; dephosphorylation. Gene Ontology annotation, cellular component: cytoplasm. Gene Ontology annotation, molecular function: L-phosphoserine phosphatase activity; magnesium ion binding. The record is from RefSeq and is a predicted model, not a curated record.